This is a messenger RNA of Anas platyrhynchos (mallard), 1253 nucleotides long. RefSeq lists its product as uncharacterized. NCBI's taxonomy places the organism in Eukaryota, Metazoa, Chordata, Aves, Anseriformes, Anatidae. The record is from RefSeq and is a predicted model, not a curated record.
GCUGCGCGGCGCUGGGCGGCCGCGGAGGCUGCCGGGAGUUGUAGUCCGCGGGCUGCCGGCGCCCGACAUGGCGGCGGCGGCCGGGGGGGGCUCGGGGCCCGGCGGCCCCGCAGUGCCGCUGCGCAGCGGCCGCAGCAUCCCCGUGCUGGGCCUCGGUACUUCCCAUCAGGGUGGCUAUUCCCAUGAUGCUGUGGUCCAUGCAUUACAGAAAUGUGGCAUUCGUCAUAUUGACACAGCAAAAAGAUACGGCUGUGAAUCUCUUCUCCAAAAAGCCAUUAAAGAGAGUGGUGUGAAGCGGGAGGACCUCUGGAUAACCACCAAAUUGUGGCAUAGUGAUUAUGGCUAUGAAAACACGAAAAAAGCCUGCUUGGAGUCAUGUGAAAGACUUGGUGUUGACUAUCUUGAUCUUUAUUUGAUACAUUGGCCUGAUGCACAUGUUCCAGGUAAAAGCAAUCGGGAGGUCCGAGCUGAAACCUGGACAGCGAUGGAGGAGCUCUAUGAGAAAGGUUUGUGUAGGUCAAUUGGCGUAAGCAACUUUCUUAUCAGUCAUCUUGAGCAACUAAAGGAAGACUGUGUGGUUACUCCACAUGUUAAUCAGGCUGAGUACCACCCUUUCCAACGACCUCAGGAGCUGGUGGAUUACUGUAGGAGCAGAGGUAUUGUUUUUGAAGGCUACUGUCCUUUAGCCAAAGGUGAAGCACUCACUCAUCCUAGUGUCAUUCAGCUGGCAAAGAAAUAUGGCAAAACUCCAGCACAGAUUUGCAUACGCUGGAGUAUACAGAAUGGGAUUGUGACUAUUCCGAAGUCCACGAAAGCAGAAAGGAUAGAGGAAAACUGCAAGGUGUUUGAUUUUACAAUAGCGGAGGACGAUGUUGAAAUUCUAAAUGGAUUGCAUGAUGGGAGACAUGUUUCCUGGGACCCAAGCCUUAUUGUGUGAGCGAAGACUUUUGAUUUUAAUGUAAGGAAAGAAGAUACGGAACAUCUGAACGCCAUGAAUGUCACACAAUGAACGCCACAGAAAACUAAUUCAUCUAACGUAUCCAUUGUGGAGAGGAUAAUUUAAAACCAAAUUGUUCUAAAGUUCAAAAGUGAUGCAAUUGAAACUUUAAUUCAUUUAAAACUGAAGAAUAGAUUGUUCUUCUGGGUACUCAGGGUACCCAAUCAGUAUCAGUUAAAAAAAAUAAAUAAAAGCAGUAACAAUAGCUUGUAUGUAAUGUCAUGUUAACAAUUUAAUAAAAUCAUUUCAUUACUUU